AUGGCUGAUGACAAAAAGGGUGCUACAUUUUCGUUGAAAGUGAUGAUCAAUAAAGAGAGAACUAAGGUAUUCUUUGCAGACUCCGACAGCCACUUCGCAGACAUUUUGUUAAGCUUCUUGAGUUUGCCGUUGGGAAGAAUUGUCAAAGUCCUCGAGAAGCACUUUGGAGACGAGCCGCCUACCAUUGGUAGCUUAAGCAGUUUAUACCGUAGCUUAGUAAAUCUCGACAGUUCCUAUUUCUGGACAAACGGGGCUAAGCAGACUCUGCUCAAUCCAGCAAGUUCAUCCGAAGCUGAAUACCAAAGGCUGAAACUCGACAUCACUGAUUUUCAGCCUGCUGAAUAUUUCAAGUGUAGUAAAUAUCCCAUCCAUCACUCUCAGUCUUAUAGAUUUCGUAGCGUAAGCAUCUACUAUGAUGAUGUCAGCAUGUGCAAACUUUGCUUGCAAGAUAGUAUGAUUAAAGAAGUAGUUAAGAAAGGGUCUGAAGCUGCUGCAUCUAGAGAAGGAGUUUUCACCAUGAAUACAUCAUCUUUCUUAAUCUCUGAUGAUCUCCACAUAUUCCCAAGUGAGACAGGACUCUUAGAAAUCAUUAGCUUUCUUGGCAUUACAGACAUGGAUAACGCUGAGCAAAUCAAAGUGGAUUUGGGCUUCAAUGAGGGAAGUUAUCUUAAAGGAUCUCCAACUUAUCACGUGGCGGAUGAUUUAACUGUUACGCCUUUCUGCUUUGCCUCGACACUUUCCUCUCUUAAAGAGCAGAAAAUCUCGAUAUCUGAUGUCAAAGAAGUGGAGAUGCAAAUCGGGCUGAAAGAGGCUUUAAGAAUACUGAAAGCCUCUCUUACUUCUUCUACUGCUCUCACUGAUGCUCUCUUGACUCGCAAAUCGAUUAAACGACCUAAGAGAGAAGAAGUCUGA
This is a messenger RNA of Salvia miltiorrhiza (redroot sage), 912 nucleotides long. RefSeq lists its product as uncharacterized. The transcript is spliced from 3 exons. The record is from RefSeq and is a predicted model, not a curated record. Bases 1 to 912 code for a protein of 303 amino acids. Lineage: Eukaryota; Viridiplantae; Streptophyta; Magnoliopsida; Lamiales; Lamiaceae.